This is a messenger RNA of Amborella trichopoda, 2300 nucleotides long. The record is from RefSeq and is a predicted model, not a curated record. Lineage: Eukaryota; Viridiplantae; Streptophyta; Magnoliopsida; Amborellales; Amborellaceae.
CUUUGGAUUCAUUUGAGUAAUUCUCUAUCUCUUCUUCACUUGCGCCUGGGAUUUGGACUUUGUUUCUUGCUGUUCUGAGUUCCAGGGUUUGAUUCUUGGAGUGUAAUUAGGGUUUAUUUUCAUGUGGGUUUUAAUCCACGAAUAACUUAGUUGCCUGCUAUGGUUUCUCAUGAAUUUCAUUUCGUAGUUAAUUUAUUUGUAAAUGGUAAAAGAAAUUUUCUCUUGUAUCUCUGGGUUUUGUAGUUUAAGAUUUGAUGGGUGGGAUCAGAGAUGAGAGAUUAGAGAGGCAUGACAAGGAAGAAAGGGAACUGGGGCGCGACAAAGGUGAUCGCUCUAGGGAAGCGAGAGAGAAAAAGAUUCAGCAUGUUCGCAAUAGAGGCUCGGAUUCUGAUGGCGAGCAUGCUUCGCUAAGGAGGUCCGCUAAAGAUGAAAGCCACAGGCAUGAAUCACGUCGGAAGGCCACAAGAAGACAUCACCAUGGGGAAUCUGAUGAGGAUAGAAACAUAAGGAAAUUAGAAUCAGAAGCCUCAGAUAGGAAAAUUGAGAGAGAAAUGGGAGAGAUAAGGGAGCGUGACAGCAAGAGAAAACAUGAUGAUAGACACCAUGAUAGAAUACAAUCUCAUGAAGAAGAGGACGAUGAUGAAAGAAGUAGGGAGAGAAAACGUGAUAAUGGACACCACGAUAGAAGACGAUCUUAUGAAGAGGAGGAUGAUGAUGAAAGAAGUAGGGAGAGAAACAGUCGUCAAAAAAUGCGUAAUGAGGAUUCUAGGAAGAGGGAACAUUAUGAUAGGGGACACCAUUCUAAAGGUGGAGCUGUGAAGGAAGAAGCUCAACGAGAGAGACACAAUAGAAUCAGGAAAGGAGACUUAGAAGAUGGAAAGAAAUUAGAGAAUUUGCAAAUUAAUAGGAAAACCACAACCACUGAAACAAAUACUGGGAGAAGUGGUGGGGUUUAUAUCCCUCCAUUUAAGUUGGCUCAAAUGAUGAAAGAAGUUCAAGACAAAAGUAGUAUUGAGUAUCAAAGAUUAACAUGGGAUGCUCUCAGGAAGAGCAUAAAUGGGCUCGUCAAUAAAGUAAAUGCAUCUAACAUAAAGAAUAUCAUUCCUGAGCUCUUUAGCGAGAACCUUCUUCGGGGUCGAGGGUUAUUUUGCAGAUCAUGCAUGAAGUCCCAAAUGGCAUCUCCUGGUUUCACGGAUGUCUUUGCUGCAUUGGUUGCUGUUGUAAAUACAAAGUUUCCUGAAGUUGGGAACCUUCUUUUGAGGAGAAUAGUGCUUCAGCUCAAGCGGUCAUAUAAGAGAAAUGACAAGCCGCUUUUGCUUGCCACUACAAAAUUUAUAGCCCAUCUUGUGAACCAGCAAGUUGCUCAUGAGAUUAUUGCUUUGGAGCUUCUUACCGUGUUGUUAGAGAAUCCUACUGAUGACAGUGUAGAGGUAGCAGUUUGCUUUGUAAAGGAGUGUGGGUCCUUGCUACAAGACCUUUCUUCUCAGGGACUUCAUGGUAUCUUUGAGCGCUUUCGUGGCAUUCUUCAUGAAGGAGAAAUUGACAAAAGGGUUCAGUUUUUGAUUGAAGGCCUCUUUGCUAUACGAAAAGCAAAGUUUCAGGGUUAUCCAGCCGUCCGUCAAGAAUUGGACCUUGUGGAACAGGAAGACCAGUUUACUCAUGAGUUGUCUCUUGACGAAGAGAUAGAUCAAGAAAUUGGACUAGAUAUAUUUAAGCCUGAUCUGCAAUAUCUGGAACAUGAGAAGGCUUAUGAAGAACUCAAAAAAGACAUCCUUGGUGAUGAAUCUUCUGAUGAAGAGGGUUCAGACAAAGGCUCAGAUGACGAGGAUGAGGAAGAAACUGAUGAAGAGGAAGAGGAAAAGCUCCAGAUCAAGGAUGAGACUGAGACCAAUCUGGUCAAUCUACGGAGAACGAUUUAUUUAACAAUCAUGUCGAGUGUGGACUUUGAGGAGGCAGGACACAAACUACUCAAAAUCAAACUUGAACCUGGUCAAGAGAUGUGUCGUCAGUUUACUGUGGAAGUUCGCCACGAAGCUAUGUUUGAGAUAUUAUGGCCCUUUUCCCGUUAUUCAGCGAAUCAUGAAAGUGGCAUACAGGUUGUAACUGUCUGUUGGGUCUCGUGUGCACCAAUGUUCCAUGUAUCUUGCCUAAAAAAGAAGUUAAGCAAGCUUGUUGUUCUACAGGUAGAUCGGCCAGAAAUUGAUGAAGAAGGGACAUUCAAGCAUGAACCUAUUGCAAUCUUGGACAACAAGCUAGUUAACAAAAGAAAUCAAGCUAUGACGAAAGUCUCAAUGCAUUGA